UAUAUAUAGGUUAUUUGGCCAGAAAUAUAUCAAUAUUGCAUGACGGAAUGAAUGAAUUGUAUGAAUAAGGACAGAAUUGGAGCAGGUGCUCGAUCGUCUCCAUUAGUCUUCGUCCGUCCGUCCGUUCGUUUGUCCGUUAGUUUGUGCGCUUCCACUCCAACGUGACAAACUUGACGACAGCUGGCCACAAAAAUGUGCGUUAUGUCAACUCAAGUGUGUUGAUCUGGAUCAGUGUGUGUGUGUGCGUGUGUGUGUGUGUGUGAGAGAGAGAGAGAGCGAGAGAGAGAAGCCUGGUGGGAAAGAAGAUGAAGUGCAUGAAGAUGGGUCAUUUAACUAAAGUGUUUGUGGGGGGCGGAAGCAUCAUCAUCAUCAUCAUCUGUGUGUGCGUGUUCGCGCAUGUGCCCGUGCGUGUUCGCGCAUGUGUCCGUGCGCACGCUAUGACGUCAGCGCGGCCCUAUAAGAGCGGCCGUGGCAGGAUGGAUCCCUCAAACUCUCAAACGUGCACACACGCACUGAGCAUGAAGAUGUGUUCGUCCUCCUCUUGGUGCCUCCUGGUGCUCCUGCUCGGCGUGUGCGCCUCCUCAGCCGCGCUCACGCGUGCUAACGCCAGACGCGGCGGAACACUUGGGCCCUAUAAACAGGACCUACUGGACUCGUCCCCGGCGGAGGUGGUUCUUUGGGACCUCCUCCAGAUGGAGAACGAGGCGACGGAGGACGACGAGGACGAGCGAGGGCAGAGGCGGUCCGGGAAAGCCGAGGAGCGCGCCGGAGCUCCUGGGCUCGCUGAGCUCGUGGGGCCUCGCGAGAGGAAAGCGGGAUGCAAGAACUUCUUCUGGAAAACGUUCACGUCCUGCUGAGCGGCUCCUCCUUUCUUGUUCUUUCGCUUCUCUACGUCUUUUACAUGCCAACUUUCAAUAAAAACAUUUGGUUGA
Messenger RNA from Phyllopteryx taeniolatus (common seadragon), 932 nucleotides. RefSeq names its product somatostatin-1-like. Gene Ontology annotation, biological process: regulation of cell migration. The record is from RefSeq and is a predicted model, not a curated record. Gene Ontology annotation, cellular component: extracellular region. Gene Ontology annotation, molecular function: hormone activity. The coding region runs from base 306 to 857 and encodes 183 amino acids. Lineage: Eukaryota; Metazoa; Chordata; Actinopteri; Syngnathiformes; Syngnathidae. The transcript is spliced from 2 exons.